Molecule: messenger RNA, 276 nt
Organism: Caenorhabditis briggsae
Lineage: Eukaryota; Metazoa; Nematoda; Chromadorea; Rhabditida; Rhabditidae
Exons: 3
Coding region: 1-276 (91 amino acids)
Source: RefSeq, a predicted model, not a curated record
AUGAAGGAUGUUGUUGAAAAUCUGUGGAUCAGUUUCAUCUCGUUCCUUGUUUUUGUUACUCAUAUUCUCCAAGUGACAAUUGAGGUUUACAAAAUAGCAAAGUUCUGUUAUAGUAAACCUAACCAUGCGAAAGAACUUGUUGUUACAACAUUCCGACUGAUCAAACUUUCAUACGAUGCAGAGAUUUGGACAUGGACGGAUAUGUGGGAAAUCAUGAGAACUCAUUUGAUCGGCCCGAUGACUCGGUCACCAGGAGAAUCUGAAAAAUCCAAAUAA